This is a messenger RNA of Puccinia triticina, 156 nucleotides long. RefSeq lists its product as uncharacterized. The transcript is spliced from 2 exons. NCBI's taxonomy places the organism in Eukaryota, Fungi, Basidiomycota, Pucciniomycetes, Pucciniales, Pucciniaceae. The coding region runs from base 1 to 156 and encodes 51 amino acids. The record is from RefSeq and is a predicted model, not a curated record.
AUGGCGGACAAGGAGGACGUGGUGGUUGAGGUGGUCAAAGCGAUCACGGUGGUCUUCAUGGCAAUGGUUUGCGUUGUGGUCAUGCCACCCGUACAUACCGCCCACCCUUUUGCAGAGGAGGAUAUGCCCCCAAUCACAACUCGAGCCAUCAUCUAG